Branchiostoma belcheri (Belcher's lancelet) is the source of this 1411-nucleotide messenger RNA. Its product is annotated as sia-alpha-2,3-Gal-beta-1,4-GlcNAc-R:alpha 2,8-sialyltransferase-like. Gene Ontology annotation, biological process: N-glycan processing; oligosaccharide metabolic process. The coding region runs from base 177 to 1310 and encodes 377 amino acids. NCBI's taxonomy places the organism in Eukaryota, Metazoa, Chordata, Leptocardii, Amphioxiformes, Branchiostomatidae. The record is from RefSeq and is a predicted model, not a curated record. Gene Ontology annotation, molecular function: alpha-N-acetylneuraminate alpha-2,8-sialyltransferase activity. The transcript has 6 exons.
AACACAACCGUACGUAAGCCAGCAUGUAACCGACUCGGCAUCACAGAACCUCCCUUCUGAAGGAGCUAAUUUUCCAGGCGGGAGAGAGAGAGAAUUCUUUCAGAAUUCUAAGAUGGCUGCCCGAUUGGAGAUGGUGAUGAAUUGGAAUUACUAGCAGCACGGGUAGAAUUUGAAGGAUGAUGAAGCUCCGUUUCGUGUUCUUCCUGAUCCUGAGCGGGUCCGUGCUGUUUGUGUACAAGCUGGUGGCACACAUCAACGUGGCCAAGGAGAAGUUUCGCGGGGUGCGCUCCGGAUACACGGGCGCCCGCAGCCCGAGAAUGUUCAUGAUACAAGCCGGGCUCAGGUCGCAGUUUGCGCUUGGGUUCAUGGACCCUCCCCUCCCCCCUGUGAGCACUAUCAGUGUUCCCACCGUGCCGACUGACCUGGACUGGACAGUCAACCAGACAGCCCUCAACAUGCACAGAGCCGAUAUCGAACAAUUCGUGGACGCCGAACGGAACAUCUCACUAGUGAGGUCAGAGGUCAGAGUGGGUCAGGUCAUGCACUUUGACUACUCGGAGCAGAAGUACGUCUUCCCCAUCAGCGCCAGUCUCUACUCUCUCAUACCGGAGGAAUCGCCAUUUCAGAACAAACACUACAACGCCUGCGCAGUGGUGGGCAGCGGCGGUAUCCUUAGCAACAGCUACUGUGGGAACGAGAUCGACCGAGCCGACUUCGUGUUCCGCUGCAACUUCGCGCCGAUCGACAAGUACAAAUCGCACGUCGGCUCCAAGACGAACUUCACCACCUUCAACCCAAGCGUCUUGGAGAAAUACUUCAACAACCUCCAGACUAUCUACGACCGGGCGAGGUUUCUGGGCGAGCUGAGGAGACUGAAGGGAGCCGUGCUCUGGAUUCCCGCCUUUUCUUUCCACGGGUCCAACAUGGUGACCAGAACUUUGACCGACUUUUUCCUGGAGCACGAGAGACAGUUCAACCCCAAACUGAACCUGGCCUGGCCGGGGAACGUCAUGAAACACUUCAGCGACUUCUGGAAAACCAAAGGCUUGUCACCCAAAAGACUGAGUACGGGGAUGAUAGUGUAUACCCUGGCCACCAUGUUCUGUGAAGAGGUCCGUCUGUACGGGUUCUGGCCCUACUCUGUGGCACCGGACCACACGCCGCUGUCAUAUCACUACUACGACAAAAAAGGGACGACGUUCACGAUGAAGUGGAAGCAGGCCCACCAGCUGCCUGAAGAGUUCAACCUCCUCCAACAGCUGCACAAACAUGGCGUCCUCAAGCUCACAGUCACGCCAUGUUCCUCAUGACGUCAUCGUGACGUAGAUAGGUUUUCAUGACCUGAUUGGUCAGUCGAUGUAGAUGUGUGGUAAAUUCAGCCUAUGCCACGUGCCUGUGAAGCAGGUGUGUU